Molecule: messenger RNA, 906 nt
Organism: Gossypium raimondii (Peruvian cotton)
Lineage: Eukaryota; Viridiplantae; Streptophyta; Magnoliopsida; Malvales; Malvaceae
Product: disease resistance protein RGA2-like
Exons: 2
Coding region: 1-906 (301 amino acids)
Molecular function (GO): protein binding
Source: RefSeq, a predicted model, not a curated record
AUGGCAAAUGGACUCCUUGAGCAUCCAAAGCAAAAUCAAGAGUGGGAGGAUGUUGGCAAACGAUAUUUGAAUGAAUUACUGUCAAGGUGCCUCAUCCAAAUGGAGAAGGAUUUUUGGUUGUAUUUUACAUUCAAAAUGCAUGAUCUGGUACAUGAUCUUGCAUUAGAUGUGUCUCAAAAAGAAUGUAAAACAGUGAAUUCCGAAACAGAAACGAUUGAUGAAAAUGUUCGACAUUUAUUAUUAUGUGAUGAGAAGUUGGUUGGAGUUCCACGUGUUUUGGAGGAAAUGAAAAAUGUUCGAACAGUAAUCAUCCAAGAUGCUUCAAAGGAAUCAAAGACUACUCAUGAAUCACUUAUAAAUCUGUGUCUCUCCAAUUUCAAGUAUCUACGAGCAUUAGAAUUAAGGAAGUCACCCUUGACGGCUUUACCGAAUUCCAUUGGUACCUUAAAGCACUUACGAGACCUUGACUUGGGCGGAUGUAGGAGUCUACGUGAACUCCCGAGGUCUUUCGAUAAGCUUCGCAGCUUGCAAUCGUUAUAUUUGGGAUAUACUGAAUGUUUACCUGAAGGAAUGCAGUAUCUGAAGUCACUUCGGACACUUGUCCUGGGUGGUUGUGUUAAACUUGUCUCAUUGUCACGGAGCCUGAAAUUCCUAACCAAGUUAGAACACCUUUAUAUAAAUAUUUGCUCGAGCAUGAAUUUGAAAAUGGAACCAGAAGAGGAAGAAGACAAAGACCUUCAGUUGAGCCUUAAAACUCUCUCACUCGUCGGAUUACUUGCCUUAAGAGAUUUGCCACGAUUGCUUCUUCAAGGAUCUUCUUCCACUUUGCAGCAAUUACGAAUUACUGGGUGUCCAGACUUGUCCGUUCUACCAGCAUGGCAACCGAAUCUCACUUCUCUUCAUUAA